Heterobasidion irregulare TC 32-1 is the source of this 2135-nucleotide messenger RNA. RefSeq lists its product as uncharacterized. Gene Ontology annotation, biological process: maturation of SSU-rRNA from tricistronic rRNA transcript (SSU-rRNA, 5.8S rRNA, LSU-rRNA). The transcript is spliced from 8 exons. The record is from RefSeq and is a predicted model, not a curated record. Gene Ontology annotation, molecular function: snoRNA binding; protein binding. NCBI's taxonomy places the organism in Eukaryota, Fungi, Basidiomycota, Agaricomycetes, Russulales, Bondarzewiaceae. Gene Ontology annotation, cellular component: Pwp2p-containing subcomplex of 90S preribosome; small-subunit processome. Bases 1 to 1935 code for a protein of 644 amino acids.
AUGGAGAAAGUUCAAUUCCAGCAAGAGCAGAUGCUCGCAGAGCUGAAAGAUUUUGCUCAAAAAGGUCUUUUCACUCAAAAAGAAAUAAAACAUAUCAUGAAAAAGCGCACCGCGUUCGAGACCGCGCUCGUUCGACGAGUAGCUAAAAAAGGCGACUUCCUGCGCUACGCAGCGUACGAAAUGAGCCUUGAUUCGCUUCGCAAAAAGCGACUAGAGCGGCUGAAGCUGCCUCCCUCUCCGCCCUCCGUAUCAGACUAUGCCCUUGUCCGGAGGCAGUUUUACAUCUUCGAGAGGGCCCUCAAAAAGUUCAAGGCCGACGUGGGGCUUUGGGUCCAGUAUAUCAACGUUGCGAAGCACGAGGGCGCGCGGGCUCUGGUUGGACGGAUUACCGCUCGGGCGUUGCAGUUGCACCCAAACACGCCAGCUCUCUACAUUCUCGCCGCUUCACACGAGCUAGAACAUCUCUCACCAUCAGCCGCCCGCACGCUUCUGCAGCGAGGCAUCCGUCUCAACCCCGACAGCGUAGAGAUGUGGCGGGAGUACGUCAAAAUGGAGUUAGGGUUCGUCGAAGGCCUGCGCAGGCGGUGGGAAUUGUUGGGAAUCCAGCUCGACUCGAAAGGGAAGGGAAAAGACGUUCGGCCGACUAUGGACCUCGACGGAGCGCAUGACGCCGGCGAUGAGGAGGACCAAGACCGCUCAGAGGGGAUGGACGUCGACGAAGACACCAAUGGGGAUGCGGCGAAACAUGAGAUCAUGGAGGGCAUCAUUGUCAAAUCCGUCAUCUCAAGUGCCGUGAAAGCGCUGCCGACAAUCGGCCUGUUCAAGUCACUCAAGGAUCUCAUAUCGGCCUAUCCGUCACCCGCGCCGUUGCGGGACGCGAUUUUAGAUCAUCUCUUCGCAUUGCUCAGAUUGACGCUGCCUACAGAUCCCGAGGCUGUGAAGCUGCACGCAACGCGAUCGCUCACGCCCGAUCUGGCAGGCGAAAAACUAAUUGGCAGACUGAAAGAUGCCAACGAGGAGCUGACGCAAGCGAUCACGGACUGCGGCAGCGAUCGUCAAGGCAUUUGCGAGAGAUAUGCAGACUUUGUGCAGGAAUGGUGUCAACGAGACAUCGACGGUCCCCUGAAACUUUACCUCGUCGCGAGCUUGCAGUCCCUCGCGAACAAGACUUUUGAACCUGCAUUGCUUGCUGCGCAUCUGGAGCUUCUGAUAACGGUUUCCGAUACGUCUUUGCCAACCCCCGGGAAGAUCGUGCACCUAGCGCGAAAAUACACCACGAAGCAGCCCACGUCUGCCGUGGUGUGGCUCGCACGUCUGGCGGUGGAAGCGAAGCUUGGGAGCGGAGAGGACGCGCGGACGGCGUGGGCAGAGGCUCGGGGAGCCACCAAGGGCCAACGGAUGGAAGAUGUAUGGAUCUGGGGCCUCGAGCAGACGUUUGGCGAAUCGCCGGAGGAGCGGACGCGUCUUUUGGAGGGAAUGCUCGCGGACAGCAUGAGGGAUUCGUGUCUGCGGACCGUACACGAGACGCUACUGGUGCGGUACGCCCAACUGGCCCUGGAUGGCCUCUCGGUGGGAUCCGAUAGUGAUCGGGAUGAUGCUGCGACGCGCGGGGCGGGAGUCGUGCGUCGUAUCGCGCACAUGUAUCUGCCGACUGGCAGGGUGUGGGCAGCUGUGUUUGAGGCGGCGGACGCGGGGGGCAUGUGCGUGCUGCGGGGGGUUUACGACAUGUGGAUGCUGACGGACGUGCGGGCGGCGACGCUGGCGUGGGGGACGUGGCUGCUGGGGCAGGGCCGGGGUGCAGAAGCGAAGGACGCGGUGGUCAGGGCGCGAAGCAUGCUUGGGAGCGAGGAGAGGGCCCUGCUGGAGAAGGCGUGGACGGAGGCGGUGGCUGGGGAGGACCGCAGGGCUGGGACAGAAGAAGCGGAGGAGAGAUGAUCUGGCUUCGCACGCAGAUGGCGGGGGCGGAUAGAGUUUUUGCCGUUGUGUGGGUGUGUCACCGCGUAUGUGCUCAACUGGAAAGGACGAUUCCCGGCCGGUGUCGCUGUUCGGUGGCGUGGUGGCCGCGGGGGCGUGCCUCGACGGGUCGCGAGCGAGUAUCUACGGGUAUCUACUUAAUACUAGGACUGGCAGCGAGC